AUGAACCUGAAUAAUGCAGAAACAACGGAAAGAACCAUCAUUCUGUUCGAUGAUGGCGCUCAACUAAACUGCAUGGAGGAAAUUGGAUAUGACAAGAUGAGGAUUGCCCCAUUCGCCGAUGAAAAUCCAAAACUAUCCACUGUGGCAAGGGCACCGCUCGGAAUAAAAACCAUAGAAAACGAAUUGUACCCAUAGCAUACAAGAAAACCCAAUCUUCAUGAUAAUGAACAAGUAUUGGAGAAGUUUAAAGAAAAUAUCUUUAAAGUCAACGGAAAAUAUCAAGUAGCUUGGCCAUUAUCAAAGGACAAACUAAAGAAAAGAAUCAAAGGAAUCGAAGGGAAAGAAUCAAAGGACAAACUAACGGACAAAUUAACGGUCAAUUUUGGACUGUGUUUCCGCCGUCUAAUCAACUCAAUGGGAGACUAUUACACAAGUACGACGAAACGAUCCAAAAAUAAUUACGGUCCAACGUCAUCGAAAAAAUGCGUUCAGAAAUGGACCAGAUUGUAUUAUCCAUUACUUACCUCAUCAUGA
Molecule: messenger RNA, 534 nt
Organism: Acanthocheilonema viteae
Lineage: Eukaryota; Metazoa; Nematoda; Chromadorea; Rhabditida; Onchocercidae
Source: the annotation of a GenBank genome assembly